Molecule: messenger RNA, 5792 nt
Organism: Anopheles gambiae (African malaria mosquito)
Lineage: Eukaryota; Metazoa; Arthropoda; Insecta; Diptera; Culicidae
Exons: 8
Coding region: 106-5706 (1866 amino acids)
Biological process (GO): regulation of transcription by RNA polymerase II
Cellular component (GO): nucleus; chromosome
Molecular function (GO): chromatin insulator sequence binding; zinc ion binding
Source: RefSeq, a predicted model, not a curated record
UGUGACAAUCGAGUUGAACCUUUUUGUUUACUGUUUUCGCUGGCGGGCAGGAGUGAAAUUAAUUGAACGAAUUAGCGUGUAUUUUUGCUACUGCUCGUCCCGAAAAUGACUCAACAUGAUGCUGCAUCUCAGUGUCGAGUUUGUGAUAAAGCGAUCCGCGCCCAGAAACCGGUACACAUCUUUUCGCCGCUCGUGGGAAGUGGGAAGGAAGCGGAUAUCAGCACGAAAAGCAUCGCCGAGAUGAUUAGCGAAUUGGCGGAUGUAACGAUCAGUCCCAAUGAUGAACGAUCGAAGUACAUCUGCUCCGUUUGCUUAAAAGCGCUCGAGAAAGCCUUUCAACUACGUCAACAGAUACGAGCCGCCGAAAGGGCUGAGCCGACGCACUUGCAAUCGAUUCAGAUAGAAAACAUCGCCGAGCAGGACUACAGUUUGGAGUAUUUGGAUGAAUUUAAAGAUGAAAUCGAUAGCAGCGUUAUGCUGCUCCGGGAUACACUUACCGCCCUAUCCGACGAUCUUGGUGGUGAAAAUGAGCUUCCCGAAAAACAACCAACCGUUCGUGCACUGUCGGAGGUUGAAGAGGACGUCGAAGCGAUCGAACAGGGCAAAUUUACGUUCAUUGUGCCACCGCCGGACCUGAUCGCCAUUCGGAUUGCAUUUGAGCACUUUGAGUACUUGGAGCUGCGUGGCGAACGGUGUUGCGGCUGUCCACACAUUGCUGCGUCUCGCGAUGCACUGAUGGUGCACGCAAAGGAAACGCACUCCCAAAACUAUUACCCCGACGACAGUAGCUACACGUGCCCGAUGUGUUACCAAAAGUUUGCCACGGCCAGUGCACUGGAAAGCCACAACCAGUACUAUCUGUACAGUGAUGUGUUUCUGUGCAGCGUUUGUCGCAAUGCGUUCAACUGCCAGAACCGGCUCAUGGUGCAUCUACAGGACAGCCAUCAGCUAGAACCGUCGCUUAAUGAUGGAGUGGAGAUUGGACCGGAGCAAAAUGAAGCAGAACCGCAUUUACAGGAAAAAGCGUCCUUGGUAGCUGGGACCAAUUUACCAUUAACAUUACCGGAACCAAAGUUUAUAAAAGAAACGCGCGUAUAUCCACAGUAUCGGCUAUACUGUCUCAGCGCAGAACGGUGCUGCGCCUGUGGCGUCUAUGAAGAAUCGCUCGAACGGCACACCUCCGAAUGUCACAUGGAAAUGAGCCAGUCGGAAGCGGAUGGGCUGCCCCGGUGCGUUGUUUGCAGCCGUACCUUUCCCACCCACCAGGAGCAAAUUCUGCACGAUGAGGAGCGCAGAAAUACGAAGCAAAUUUAUCAAUGUCGAAAGUGCGAAAAGCUUUUCGCUCGAAAGAAUCAGCUUCUGAAGCACUUACAAACAACAGAGUCCGGUUGCAAUGGCCAAGAGGGAAAGAUUGAAACGACCAUAAAGGAUGGCGAACGGGACGGCGUUUCAGGAAAUUGCUUUUGCUGCUGCUUUGCACGCUGCAAGGAGGAGUACGCGAACGAACGGGAUCUGCUCGACCACGCCCGGACCGUGCACGGCGGAAGAAGAAAGGAGAAUGAAUGCAAGCUGCAGGAACGGUAUGGGACGGCAAUACCGGAACGGCACUGCUGUCCCGUCUGCCGGCGAACGUUCGACAGUGAGGAAAAGGUGCAGAAGCACCGCAGCUAUAAGCUCGCCCUGCCCAAGCAAACGUGCCGCCAGUGUGGCCGGGUGUUCAUGAAAGCGUCCGGGCUGCGGGAGCACCAGCUAAGGGAACAUUUGAAUCUGCAGCUAGAGUUUGGGUGCGAAGUGUGCGGGAAGCAGUUUGUAAAUCGGGCCACGCUGAACAAGCACCGCCGGGUGCACGAACCGUCCCGCAACUAUCCCUGCUCGGUCGAGGGCUGCGGGAUGCUGUUUCGCGACAAGCCGCUGAUGCAACGGCACUAUCGCAAUGUGCACUCGGUGGUGCAGGCGUACGAGUGUUGGCACUGCCAGAAGCGCUUCCGCACGAAGGAGUCGCUCGAUAUACACGAGCGGAGUCAUACGGGCGAGCGACCGUUUGCGUGUCGGUACGAGGGGUGCAGCAAGGCGUACGCACACGGUACCGAUCGGAAGCGGCACGAACGGUCGGCGCACACGGGCGAGAAGCCCCACACGUGCACGGUUUGUGGGGCGGGAUUUCUGCGCCGGCGGGAGAUGCGGCUGCACCUGGAGAAGGUUCACGAAUGGCAGGAGAAAUACAAGCUCGGUUUCUCCCGGACGGCCGACUUUUCCUUCUUGGCCAGCAGCGGAUCCGGCGCGAAACAGUUCCACAGGCGCAGCGUUUCAUCGGCCCCCGCACUCAUCACGGUGCUACCGUCCGGGGACAUCGCAAUCUGCAGCACCCGCCCGGUGUGGCCCAUCAGAUCGACCUGCUUCAUCAUCGACGGCAACCCGCACACCUGCGACUUGGUGUCGACCGAGUUCAUCAGCUGCCCGUUCGCGACGUUCCAGAACUUGAUCGUCCGAUCGGCCGUACCGCCCCCGCUCGCCAGCACAACGCCGAUGUUGUGCUGGCGCGUCCGCACGUCAUGGUUCACGAUCGUGCCGUCCCGGCUGCCCGAGCAGAGCACGUACGAGUUCCAGGCCAGCACGCCGACCCGGGCCGAAUGUCCGUUCAUCACCCGGAGCCGCUUCAUAUUUUCGCAGUCCCACAGUUCCACCGUGCCGGCGCUCGUGCCCACCGCCAAAAUACCCCAAACAUCCACCAUGCUGCGAAGACCGUCGAAGCGACGAAAAGUGUCCAACGUGGAGGAAGAAGAAACGGAAUUCACGCCAGCGUCGGGUGAGCAGAAAUGCUGCAUCUGCUCCAAACAUCCGAAGGGCGAUUUGCUUGAACUUUCCACGGUUGUAGAAUCGGGCAGCUCCCUCACCAUUGCCACCGUCGUAGAACAGGUGGCCUCCAUCAAGGUAAACAAUGUCCAAAAGAGCAUUUGCGGUGGUUGUUGGACCAAAAUUCAGGCGGCCUACUCGAUACAGAAGGAAAUCCGUGGAUCAGAAUGUAUUGCACAGCAGGAUGUCGAGUGCUACAGCGAGACUGAGGAAGAGGAAGAGAACGCGGAAAAUGCCAACCGUCCCGAAAAGGACGAUCCGGACCCGCUCGUCGUAGAUGGCAUUGACGAGAGCGAAUAUUGUAUCGAAUAUCUGGAGGAACAGGAGGAAGAGCAGCAACCACCAGCAAAGGAAGAAGCCGCAGACAUUGAGAUUGAAGCAUGCUGCUCCGACGAGGAAGAGCACGAAGAGGUCCGAGUGGACGGUGGUAAGGUGACGCGUCAGUUCCAAAUGCCAAAUGAGGCCACGAUCGUGGCCGACGUGCUGCACGAGCAGUAUCGGAUGGUGGAGGUCACCGGGGAACGGUGCUGCGGGUGCAGCUUUGUCGCACGAUCACGCAAAGAGCUGUUGCAACACUCGGAAACGGUCCACUCGGUCGAGAUGAACGACCACGGCGACUACUGUCCGAUUUGUUUCUACAAAUUCUCCACCGAUCAGCAGCUCGAGCGCCACAUCGAUGAGUUUAAGCUGAACAAGAUGUACGUGUGUUUGCGCUGCAAUCGGUUCUACAACGUGAAGCGGAAGCUGUUUAACCACCUGCUCGAAUGUGGUGGCAUGGUUGAGGAGGUGGAUGUGCAGGCAAGCGGAACGAACAAUGAUGAUGCACUUACGAUCGAAGCUCUGAAAGAGGAGGACGGGGACGAGGAGGAAGGGCUGGAGGAAGAUAGUCAGUAUGAGGAGUGUUAUCUGCAGGAAGGCACGGACACGGACGAACAGCAAGAGCUGCACGCAGAGGACCGCCUACAGAACGCAACCGAUCCACGUGUGAUGCAUCGCUACAAAGCGCUGUUCGAAGAGGUGCUGUCGAACGAAGAGCUUUACUGCCAGCUGAGCGAGAAGGAACUGAACGUGCAGGAUGUGCAGAUCGCGGAGCAGCACGUGUUCGAAACGUUCAAGUACAUUCGGUUGCGGGGAUUGCGCUGUUGCGGGUGCUCCUACACCUGCAUGUCCAAGGCGCUGCUGAUUGAGCACAGCAAUCUGGCUCAUCCGCCCGAAAAUCCGCCGGAGCACGUUGAUGAGCAUUCGUGCGAGCUAUGCCGGGCGGAGUUUCAAAACACGCUGAAUCUCGUGAAGCAUAUCUGCUUCUUCACCACCCGGCAGCUGUUCCUGUGCACGGUGUGUGACGUAUCGUUUCUGAACAAGGAAAGCUUGCGGAACCACCAGCGCCACAACGAACGGCACCGCGAACUGGAGAACUACAAGUUUGAGCAGGCCGGCAUCGAGCUCGACACAGCGGAAGGGUUCGUCGAACUCGACCAGCCGGCCGUGGCCGACGAGCUGCGGAAGCUGGUGGUGGAAAAGAUUAGCUACCGGCCGAAAGCGGUCACCUGCAUUCCCAUGCCGGACGAACGGUUCAUCCGGCGGAGGAAGGAGUACAACAACUACAGCGUCCUGGUCGUGGCUGGCGAGUAUUGCUGCGGGUGUGGCAGGUUCUUCGAUACGACUUCCGAGCUGCAGCAGCACGCCGAGCAGGAGCACUAUUUGCCGCUCAACUUUUGUGCCCGCACGUACGGCCACCAGUGCGAGAUCUGUUACGCAGUGUUUGAGCUGGAACGGGGCUUCGCGGUGCACCGGUCGAUGAGUCGCUCCAAGCAAAAGACGCUGUACCUCUGCAAACUCUGUGGGCUGCUGUUUUCGAAGAAGUUCUGCCUAGCGCGGCACAUGCAUUCGGCCCCGAACCAUCUGUCGCGGCUGAUCGUUGAUGCAGCGGCUAAUGCAUACCGCACAGGGGAGGAGCACGAUGCGCCGGAGGAAGCAGACGCGGAACCGGGUCCACCCGAGGCAGCCGUAUCGGAUCCACGCGUGAAGGAAGCGCUACAGUUGCACCGGUCGGUGGAAGCGAAAGGGCUGCGAAAGGUCGGCCAUCUCGUCUGGUACCACUGCUGCUUUCCCAAGUGUCCGGAGACGUUCACGAGCGAAGCGGCCCUGCUGGAGCACGCCCAGGCCGAGCACUACGGGCAGCGGCGGGAAAACCAAAACGAGCGCCAGCAGGACACGAACGUGUGUCCCACCUGCUGCAAACCAUUCCAAACGUUGGCGAAACUGUACUGGCAUCGGGUGAAACGGUUCGUGCCGCGCGAGUAUAAGUGCAAACAGUGCGCCAGCACCUUCGACCGGUGGGUGCAGCUGAAGAUCCACGUGGAGCAGGAGCACAGCGCCACGCCGCCCAGCUUCGAGUGUGCCGAGUGCGGCAAAUCGUUCGUGCUGCGGGCGAGACUGGUCGCCCACCAGAAGACGCACACCGACCGGAAGGACCACAAGUGCGACGUGUGCGGGUGUGCGUUCGUCAGCAAGGGGCUGCUGAAGCGGCACCGGCGAGCGCUCCACGCCACCGAGCUGCUGUUUGAGUGUAAGCUGUGCUCGAAAAAGUUUGCCGUGGUGGAAAAGCUGAAAAUUCACCAGCGCGUCCACACGGGCGAACGCCCCUACGAGUGUACGUUCUGCUCGCGCACCUUCAUACACUUCUCCGACCGGAAGCGGCACGAGAUGGCAGCGCACACGAUGGAACGCCCGUACAAGUGCACGCUCUGCCCGGCAUCGUACAUUCGCAACCGCGAGCUGAAUCUGCACAUGCAAAAGCACCAGUCGGAUGGAAAGGGGAAAAACCUCGUUAAAAGUAGGGGGGAAACUUGAACUGAGCAUGGCGAAGGAAAUCAUUUGAAUUAGUCAAUCGAAAAAAAGUCUAAUAAAACGGAUAUUUUGAAAUUGCGCAACGGUUA